Messenger RNA from Dinoponera quadriceps, 1506 nucleotides. RefSeq names its product DTW domain-containing protein 1. Gene Ontology annotation, molecular function: tRNA-uridine aminocarboxypropyltransferase activity. Gene Ontology annotation, biological process: tRNA modification. The transcript has 4 exons. The record is from RefSeq and is a predicted model, not a curated record. Lineage: Eukaryota; Metazoa; Arthropoda; Insecta; Hymenoptera; Formicidae. Gene Ontology annotation, cellular component: nucleus. Bases 217 to 1113 code for a protein of 298 amino acids.
CCGUUGAGUACCGAGAUUUGACGGAUUGGCGGUUCGCGAGACGGCUUAUCUUCGCGGUAAAUAACACAUUCGUGUUUUCACACGCACCGGUGUUCCGACGAUAUAUAUACACCCGAAAGUUUCAUUAGUCACACGAUCGCGAUUCCGCGCGUUUUAUCGCUAUUGUAAGUCAACAGAACGAAUAAACAAUUUUACGCCUUGACACCGCCGGUAAACAUGGCGCGAAGCACCGCCGAUGAACUCCUGGAGCUCGAAAGGAAGCAGAGGACAAUCGACAGGGCGCCUUUUCGAAACCUGGCCAUUAAAGAUGCUACGGUACUGGACACGAUUGAGGGUCGAAUGCCCUGCGAGAGAUGUUACGCCUCGCGAAAGUACUUUUGUUAUAACUGCUUUUUGCCCGUUAUCGAUCAAAUAUACUUUCCACGAGUGAAGUUACCUAUCAAAAUUGACAUAGUUAAGCACCGUCGGGAAACAGCCGGCAAGAGCACAGCUGUUCACGCUGUGAUACUCGCACCAGAGGAUGUGAAGAUCUAUACGUAUCCGAAGUUUCCUGAGAUAGACAGAGAGGAAACAGUUUUAAUUUUCCCUAGCGAAAGUGCCAUAAGAGUGGAGGAUCUUUUUAAGGAGGUGAAAGAUGAAGAAGGUCAGGAUUCUACCAUUUUAAGGAGAAUCAAAUCUGAACUUCCUGUGAAAAGGGCUAUUUUUAUCGACAGUACAUGGCAGCAAACUAAAGAGAUAUAUAAGGAUGUUAGAUUCCGUGGAUUACGUUGUGUGAUUUUAAAGUCAAGGAUCUCUCAGUUCUGGCGGAAUCAAAAGAAAUGUCCAAGAUGGUACUUGGCGACAAUUGAAGCGAUUCACCAAUUUCUAGUGGAACUGCACACAUGUGCCUUUGGUGCUAUAGAAAAUUAUACUGAUUUAGAUGAUCCCGUGGUAAAUAGAGAACAGAACUAUGUGAUGCUUAACGAAGAAUCUUCAGAUAUGUAUUUGGCAACAGAACUGAGAUAUAAUGGACAAUACGAUAAUCUUUUGUACUUCUUUAAAUAUAUGUAUGAGAAGAUUCAUACUUUAUAUGAUCAUGACAAAUUAUUAGCUUACAAAAGGCCACUUUUGUAACACUACUUAAUUAUUCUUAUAUAAUAUUGUAUAACAAAAUUAAUUUGUGAUAAAACUGAUGCAUCGUUUUAUACAAAGACUGGUACUUAUUUCUCUCCUGUAAUCGAACAUCAAAAAUGAAGUCUAUUCCUCAUGUUGAAAAGUAAAUCCUUGAGAGGAUAACUACAAAGUUAGGGAACUGUCAUACCGUCGUUUACAAUUACACCAGUGGUCUAUUCUUUAUAUGUAUUUUGUCAUGUUCUAACUUAUUGCACCAGUUCAGCAGUGCUGCUAUAAAGAACGGACGAAUGAUUGAAUUGUUCUAACUUUCAUAUUCGUAUUGUAAGCAUGAAAAUAUUCGAUAGAAUGAUGCAUUAUCAACCGUCGUCCCGACAAGAAAAACUUCGCCGUUAU